Molecule: messenger RNA, 869 nt
Organism: Nicotiana tabacum (common tobacco)
Lineage: Eukaryota; Viridiplantae; Streptophyta; Magnoliopsida; Solanales; Solanaceae
Product: ubiquitin-conjugating enzyme E2 variant 1C-like
Source: RefSeq, a predicted model, not a curated record
UUAACCGAAUACCCCCACUUGAAAAAAUAUCUCCCGUAUUAUUUUGUUUUUUCUUUUUCUACUUUCAACGCAAAUUUCAUCUUUUUUGCAAACGGAAAAGAUCCUCCUUGGGAAGAUAUCAAUAUUCAUAUUCCGUGUUAAAUUACCGUGGCCUGCUCCCCUUACCAUUGCUGCUUUUGCUUUUUCUUCUCCUUUUCGGUUAGCUGAAGUUUGCAUAUCUUCAAGAAAAUAAAGCUCUGAUCUUUAAGGCUGUAACUUAUAUAUCAAAAAACCUCAAUGACUCUUGGUUCAGGAGGAUCUAGCGUAGUUGUCCCACGGAACUUUAGGUUGCUUGAGGAACUUGAACGUGGUGAAAAAGGUAUUGGAGAUGGUUCUGUUAGCUACGGGAUGGAUGAUGCAGAUGAUGUUUUUAUGCGUUCUUGGACUGGAACAAUAAUUGGUCCUCAUAAUGACAUACAUCAGGGACGUAUUUAUCAGUUGAAGUUGUUCUGUGACAAAGACUAUCCAGACAAACCUCCAAGUGUUCGUUUCCAUUCACGCAUCAACAUGACUUGUGUGAACCCCGAGAAUGGAGUGGUUGAAGCAAAGAAGUUCCGUAUGCUGGAAAAUUGGCAGAGAGAAUACACCAUGGAAGAUAUACUGACUAAGUUGAGAAAAGAAAUGGUUGCACCACACAACCGAAAGCUUGUUCAACCCCGAGAAGGUACCUUUUUCUGAAUGGAGUAGCCACAAGAAGUGUAUAAUGUAAGAUGGAAAUGUAUAGACUCAAUUUCUCCUGUACCCUUAAAUUGUUGCAAUUAUGUGUCCAAGUUAAACGUCAAGGGAUUAAUUUAUUGGAUCAUGCAACUGCUUUGACAACUUUCUUGACA